Drosophila rhopaloa is the source of this 467-nucleotide messenger RNA. RefSeq lists its product as uncharacterized. Lineage: Eukaryota; Metazoa; Arthropoda; Insecta; Diptera; Drosophilidae. The transcript is spliced from 2 exons. The record is from RefSeq and is a predicted model, not a curated record. Bases 1 to 402 code for a protein of 133 amino acids. Gene Ontology annotation, molecular function: protein dimerization activity.
AUGGCUUCGGAUACUGUACAUGAAGGAAGUAAUUUCGAUCUUUUGGACGACUUUUUAAGUGCUAACAUUGUUCCGAAUGAGUCAACAGAUGUCCAUGGAAAGAUUGAAUCGUUGAAAUUGCCGUAUAUGAAAUCUAGUGAAAAUGUUUUAAAUUUCUGGAAAGUAAGGAAAUUAAGCGAUCCAGAGCUGUAUGCCCUAAGCAAAGUAUGCUUUGCUAUACCACCAACUCAAGUAACAAUAGAGCGGGCGUUUUCGUCUUUAAAACUGGUGUUGUCGGAUAACCGAAAUCGAUUAAGUCACGAAACAUUGGAAAAUAUUCUUCUUGUCCGGCUUAACUCAACUCACUUGGAUAGUGCCAUCGACAAUUUAAGUUUAUUUGAAGACGAAGAAGAUGAGGGGUAAUUCGUGUUUCUAAAUGCAUAAGUUCUUAUUUCUUUUUACUUUUUUAUAUUUAAUUAACAUUUACU